Molecule: messenger RNA, 864 nt
Organism: Pestalotiopsis fici W106-1
Lineage: Eukaryota; Fungi; Ascomycota; Sordariomycetes; Amphisphaeriales; Sporocadaceae
Exons: 1
Coding region: 1-864 (287 amino acids)
Source: RefSeq, a predicted model, not a curated record
AUGACUUCUCAGCAAGACAAAUCAAAUCCAGUUGCGUCAGAAGUGGCUCGCGAGGCAGCACCAGUGCAGCCAGGGGACUUACCACCAAGCUACGAGGAUACGGUUGGGGAUACGGCUGGUCCAUCAAUCACACCCAACACGCUGAUGCUAUCUGGACACCACGUCGUGCCUGUUUCUGCCGCAAACUACAACCCGCAGCCACUAUACGAGCUGAACCGCGGCGUGGCCGUGUGCACCAACGCGACGCGGAGCAUCACCUUUUCGAGGUUAGACCACGAGGUGCGCCACAAGUCUGACGGGCAGCCAGUGGUCAAGGAGCGAAAGCGUCACCUGUACGACCUCGAGCGCCCGCACUCUUUGCCCUUGGUCGGCAAAUACAGCGAGUCGUGGCCCAGCAGGAGCAGCGGCCAGCACGAGGUUUCCUACUGGUGCCGGAGCCGGUCGCGGCAGACAUUCGGCGACGUGGGCCUGCGGCUCAAGUCGAGCUUCCUGUCCUCCCGGUCCAGCGCCCAGGUGGUUCGGGUCAAGCCCGAGGGCGGCGAGAGCGAAGGGCGUGCGGUGGUCAGGGAGACAAAGGAGGACGAGGCGCAAAGCAUAUUUACGGUCGAGUGGAAGAAGAAGGAAGAGUUUCAUACCUGGAAGGAUGAAAAUGGGAAUCAGGUCGCCUUGGAGAUUGCUUCGGACACCGAGCACAAGUUGGAAGUGACGAGCAUAUUGAAGCAAGAAAUGCUUGAUGUGCUUGUAGCCGCUUGGUGUUUGAGAAUAUGGCUUGACUCUGUGCUCAAACAUGAGAGGGACAAAGACAUGCUCACAAAACUUGGCGAGCGUCCAAUUGCAAUGCGAUACUCUAAAGUAUUUAAUUGA